AUGACGAGGGGGAGAUCUGAUCUGUCUCAAAAGAAGCGUAUAAUCACAUCUCUCUGUGUUUUGGGAAUCUUUCUUGGUUUCCUGUAUGUAUAUCAUGGAUCCAUUUUUGGCUCUCAAAGUCAUGGUGCAUCAGCACUAGAAUAUGGUAGCAGAUCCUGGAGAAAGCUCGGUUCAUCUUAUUUGGGAGGGGAUGAAGAUAAUGAUAGCAAGCAGGAUGAAUCUUCAACAAAAUAUGGGCAGGAAGAUGGAGAGGAGGAUGUCAUUAUGAAGAGCUUCCCUGUUUGUGAUGAUCGGCAUUCAGAACUUAUUCCCUGCUUAGACAGAAAUCUUAUAUACCAAAUGAGACUGAAGCUGGACCUGUCUUUGAUGGAGCACUAUGAGAGACAUUGCCCUGCUCCAGAAAGGCGGUACAAUUGCUUGAUUCCUCCUCCACCGGGGUACAAGGUCCCAAUCAAAUGGCCCCAAAGCAGAGAUGAAGUUUGGAAAGUAAACAUACCUCAUACUCACCUUGCACAAGAGAAAUCUGACCAGAACUGGAUGGUUGUAAAAGGUGAAAAGAUAGUGUUCCCUGGGGGAGGCACACAUUUUCACUACGGAGCGGAUAAGUAUAUUGCUUCAAUUGCAAAUAUGCUCAACUUUUCAAAAAACAAUUUAAACAAUGAAGGAAGGUUACGAACAGUUUUUGAUGUUGGUUGUGGAGUUGCAAGUUUUGGAGCCUAUUUGCUAUCGUCUGAUAUCAUAGCAAUGUCCUUGGCACCCAAUGAUGUGCAUCAAAACCAGAUCCAAUUUGCUUUAGAAAGAGGAAUUCCAGCAUAUCUUGGUGUUCUAGGGACCAAAAGGCUUCCUUACCCAAGCAGAUCCUUUGAACUUGCUCACUGUUCCCGUUGUAGAAUUGAUUGGCUUCAAAGAGAUGGGAUCCUUCUUCUUGAGCUGGAUAGGUUGCUCAGACCAGGAGGCUACUUUGCAUACUCAUCUCCAGAAGCAUAUGCACAAGAUGAGGAGGAUCUUAAAAUAUGGAGAGAGAUGAGUGCCCUUGUGGAACGCAUGUGUUGGAGAAUAGCUGCAAAGAAGAACCAAACUGUCAUUUGGCAAAAACCACUAACAAAUGACUGUUAUAUGGAAAGAGAACCUGGUACUCAACCUCCUCUCUGCCGAUCUGAUGAUGAUCCGGAUGCAGUAUGGGGUGUGCCAAUGGAAGCUUGCAUCUCAACAUACUCUGAUCAUGACCAUAGGGAAAAGGGGAGUGGUUUGGCUCCCUGGCCAGCUAGAUUGACAGCUCCUCCUCCUCGACUUGCUGAUUUUGGCUAUUCAAAUGAAAUGUUUGAAAAGGAUACGGAACUUUGGCGACACAGAGUUGAGAAUUAUUGGAAUCUCUUGAGUCCAAAGAUCGAAUCAAACACUCUGAGGAAUGUGAUGGAUAUGAAAUCAAACAUGGGGUCCUUUGCAGCUGCUCUGAAGGACAAGGAUGUUUGGGUGAUGAAUGUUGUCCCUGAAGAUGGACCAAAUACACUUAAGCUGAUAUAUGACAGAGGCCUUAUAGGCUCCGUUCACAGCUGGUGUGAAGCCUAUUCGACAUACCCCCGCACUUAUGAUUUACUCCAUGCUUGGACUGUAUUCUCUGACAUAGAAAAGAAAGAAUGUAGUGCUGAGGAUCUGUUGCUUGAGAUGGAUCGCAUACUCCGGCCUACUGGUUUUAUAAUCAUCCGUGACAAACAAUCAGUGGUAGAUUUCAUUAAGAAGUACCUAACGGCAUUGCACUGGGAAGCAGUGGCAGUAGCCGACUCCAGUAUGGAUUCAGACCAGGAUGGAGACGACGUUGUGUUUAUUAUCCAAAAGAAAAUAUGGCUGACAAGUGAAAGCCUCAGGGAUUCGGAAUAG
Molecule: messenger RNA, 1878 nt
Organism: Prunus armeniaca (apricot)
Lineage: Eukaryota; Viridiplantae; Streptophyta; Magnoliopsida; Rosales; Rosaceae
Source: the annotation of a GenBank genome assembly